AUUCAUUUGCCACAACAAUCUAUCAAGUCCCAAAAUAACAACCCGUCUUUCUUAAAAAAGAAAAGCUUUUAUUUGUAUUAGUUUAUAAGAUGUUUAAAGCUCAGUCAUCAGUUACCCUCCUCAUAUGCCUCAACCUAAUAUUUUUCUCUUUGGUGAGUUGCCAUUAUGUCCCUUGCCCACCACCACCACAUACCUCUAAACCCCCUAGCCCUAGCGGUGGCCACCAUGGAGGGAUGUCACCGACACCCAUGUUAUCACCACCUAGCAAGUCACCAACACCAGUGCCAUCAGGCCCGUCACUACCUGGCAAAUCACCAACACCAGUGCCAUCAGUCCCAUCACCACCUGGCAAAUCACCAACACCGGUGCCAUCAGGCCCAUCACCACCAAGUAAAACACCAGUAACGCCAGUGCCAUCAGGCCCGUCACCACCUAGCACAUCACCAACACCUGUGCCAUCAGUCUUGUCACCACCUAGCAAAUCACCAACACCAUCAUCACAAGGCAAUUGUCCCAUAGAUGUCCUCAAGUUGGGAGCUUGUGCCAAUGUAUUGGGUAACUUGCUUGGGCUUGUCAUUGGAACUCCACCACAGAGUUCAUGCUGCUCUCUCCUACAAGGGUUGACCGACCUUAAUGCAGCAGUUUGCCUUUGCACAGCCAUUAAAGCGAAUGUUUUAGGGAUCAACCUUAACGUCCCUGUCUCGUUGAGUUUGUUGCUCAACAACUGUGGCAAAGGGGCACCCUCUGGCUUCCAAUGUUCUUAAAGCUAUUACUCUCAAGGGUCAUCAAAAUCUUAAGUAUUAUUUCCAUGUUACAACAUUAGAGCGGCUUAAAACUGUUUUAUUCAUAAUUGUAUACGUGUUUAUUUUUUUCUGUUUUUUUUUUCUAUUGGUGAUUAAGGCCCUCGAUCACCACCAGGUCUAAGAUUAUAGACUUGUAGUAAUCUUUUCCAUUCAAGGGAUAAAGACAUACAUGAGUUUUCUUGAAUAAAAUUGAACAAUGUGUUUGAUAAA
This is a messenger RNA of Beta vulgaris subsp. vulgaris (sugar beet), 1013 nucleotides long. Its product is annotated as lipid transfer protein EARLI 1-like. The record is from RefSeq and is a predicted model, not a curated record. The coding region runs from base 90 to 764 and encodes 224 amino acids. The transcript has a single exon. Lineage: Eukaryota; Viridiplantae; Streptophyta; Magnoliopsida; Caryophyllales; Amaranthaceae.